Octopus bimaculoides (California two-spot octopus) is the source of this 3500-nucleotide messenger RNA. Its product is annotated as cytosol aminopeptidase. The record is from RefSeq and is a predicted model, not a curated record. Gene Ontology annotation, molecular function: manganese ion binding; metalloaminopeptidase activity. Gene Ontology annotation, biological process: proteolysis. Gene Ontology annotation, cellular component: cytoplasm. NCBI's taxonomy places the organism in Eukaryota, Metazoa, Mollusca, Cephalopoda, Octopoda, Octopodidae.
AGAAACACUUAAACUAAAGAGUUCUUGGACGAGGAAUAUUUGGUCAGUAAGGAGGGACGAUGGCUUCGUUUCUGUUCGGGCUUGAGGCACAUGUUAUCUGUAAAGGAGCAACACAAAUAUCUCAUCGAUGGCUUCACAAGUUCGGUUCCAGAUAUUUACAGUCUGGUCGUCUUUUCUCAACCACAACUAGAUUAGGUAAAAGUUUAAUCCUUGGUGUUUAUGAAGCUUCAGCUAAAGACAGCCCCCUCGUUCUCUCCCAAGCUGCAAAAUAUUUUGAUGAGAAAUAUUCUGGAAAAUUAUCACAACAAAUAAAACUGUUUGGGAAAUCUUUUAAGAAAGGCAAAAGCCAUUUACUGUUUGGUCUUUGUGAGGAGUUCCCCUUGUUAGCUGUUGCAAAUCUUGGUAAGGAAGACCAAGGAUUUAAUGAAUUGGAAGGCCGACAUGAAGGUCACGAAAGUGUUAGAACAGCUGUGGCAAAGAGUGUUUUACAGUUACGAGAUGCAGGAGAAGACUUGGUGUCUAUUGACCCUUGUGGCGACCCCAUGGCUGCAGCAGAAGGAGCCUCUCUCUCCUUGCAUAGUUAUGAUGAAUUAAAACCUCAGUCCAAACAAAAACCGAAAGUGGAAUUAGCAUGCUACACCGACCAUCUAGAAGCAUUUGAAAAAACUUCCUUUAUAGACCAAUGGCACAUAGGUGAAGUCUAUGCUGAUGCCCAAAACUUUGCCAGACUACUCACAGAAAUGCCAGCAAAUAUACUAACUCCUACAAAAUUUUCUGAAAUGGUUAUUGAUAAACUUUCAAGUUUUUGUCAGAUUGUAGCCCGAGACCAGGCAUGGGUUGAAGAGCAAAAAAUGGGUGCAUUUCUGUGUGUGAGCCAAGGCUCAGGUGAACCACUUAAAUUUCUGGAGCUCAGUUACAACAACAGCUCAGACAAAUCUGCUGCUCCUAUUGUAUUGGUUGGCAAAGGGAUCACCUUCGACACUGGUGGAAUUUCUUUAAAACCUGCAAAUAAUAUGGACAAGAUGAGAGGCGAUAUGGGUGGUGCAGCCUGUGUAGUUGGAACGAUUCUAGGCGUGUGUAAACUUGGAUUACCGAUCCAUUUGAAAGCCUUAAUUCCAUUGUGUGAAAACAUGCCAGGUAGCAGAGCUGUUAAACCCGGAGAUGUCGUUACUGCCAUGAAUGGGACGACUAUCCAAGUAGACAACACUGAUGCUGAAGGGAGGCUGAUCUUAGCCGAUGCUCUUUGUUAUGCAGAAACACUUAAUCCUAAAUUGAUCCUUGACAUGGCAACAUUAACAGGUGCUAUCACCAUUGCUCUGGGGUCAGGAGCAUCUGGUACUUACACCAAUUCCCCUGCACUUUGGGACCUCUUGUACAAGGUAUGUCUUCUUCCUGUUAAAAAAAAUUUUUUUUCUAUAAUGUUCGAAUUUAUCCAAUCCAGUGACUGGAUUCAUUUAGAUAUAUCAGGUGUGAGAACGAACCAAGAUGAAGUUCCUUAUCUUGGUCGUGGAAUGUCAGUGGUAGGCAUAAACCCCCACCACCAGCAUCCCCCCCCCCAACUGCCAUCGAAGCAUAUGAACAAGGGAAGUAACUCUAAUCAUACUAAAUUGAACAUGGCUUCUUCGGUGCUUCGAACAGCUGCCAAUGUUACAAAACAAAUUCGACCCUCACGUGUGUUUCUUCUCAAUGGAUCCGUUAUUAAAGGUCGUUUGUUAAACAGGCGUCAGUUAUCAACCACUGCUAGACUCAACAAAGGCUUAAUCCUUGGUGUCUAUGAAGCUUCAGCCGAAGAUGGUCCCCUUGUUCUCUCAAAAGCUGCAAAACAUUUUGAUGAGAAAUGUUCUGGAAAGUUGUCCGAACAGAUCAAGCUGUUUGGAAAAUCAUAUAAGAAAGGGAAAAGCCAUUUGCUGUUUGGUCUCUGUGAGGAGUUUCCCUUGUUAGCUGUUGUGAACCUUGGUAAGGAAGGCCAAGGUUUUAAUGAACUGGAAUGUCGACAUGAAGGUCACGAGAGCGUUAGAACUGCUGUGGCAAGAGGAGUGUUACAAAUGCAACAAGCUGGUGAAGGAUCUGUGUUUGUGGACCCUUCUGGUAAUGCCAAAGCGGCAGCAGAAGGAGCAGAUCUCUCCUCUCAUUGUUAUGAUGAACUAAAACCAAAGAAAAGCCAAAAGACCAAAGUGGAAUCAGAGUGCUACAUGGACCAUCUGGAUAAUUCUGAAGGAACCAAAACCAAGGAACAAUGGAAUCAUGGGAAAAUCUAUGCGGAAGCUCAGAACUUUGCCAGAUUACUAAUGGAGAUGCCAUCAAACAUUCUGACGCCUUCAAAAUUCGCAGAAAUGGUUUCUGAAAAACUCUCUUCUCUAUGCCAAGUUAGUGUCAGGGACCAGUCAUGGGCGGAAGAGCAAAAAAUGGGUAGCUUUUUAUCUGUGAGUCGAGGCUCCGCUGAACCACUCAGAUUCCUGGAGCUUACUUACAAGAACACCUCAGACAGUUCCAUUCCUCCUGUUGCAUUGGUCGGCAAAGGAAUCACCUUUGACACUGGUGGCAUUUCGUUAAAACCUGCGAAUGAUAUGGACAAGAUGAGAGGUGAUAUGGGUGGUGCAGCCUGUGUUGUUGGAACCAUGCUUGGAGUCUGCAAGCUGGAAUUACCAAUCUAUGUGAAAGCUUUUAUCCCACUCUGUGAGAACAUGCCUGGUGGUAAGGCAACUAAACCUGGGGAUGUGGUGACUGCUAUGAAUGGCAAGACUAUACAGGUUGACAACACUGAUGCAGAAGGGAGGUUGAUCUUAGCAGAUGCUCUUUGUUAUGCAGAAACAUUUCAACCAAAGUUUAUUCUAGACAUGGCUACAUUAACAGGUGCUGUUGAUGUAGCUUUGGGAUCUGCUGCUACUGGUGCUUACACAAAUUCUACCAAUCUUUGGAAUCAUUUAUUUGAGGCUGGCAGUGAAACUGGGGAUCGUCUGUGGCGCUUACCAUUAUUUCAACACUACACUGUCCAAGUAACACACUCACAACUUGCUGCCAUCAACAAUGUUGGUAAACACAGUCGAGCUGGCGGUUCUUGUACUGCUGCUGCUUUCUUGAAGGAAUUUGUCGAAUCCAGUGAUUGGAUCCAUUUGGACAUAGCUGGUGUGAUGUCAAACAAAGAUGAAGUCGCUCAUCUCGGAUCUGGAAUGUCAGGUCGGCCGACAAGAACUGUGAUCGAACUCUUAACCCGCUUCACUUCCCAACAGUAGAAAAACAGUUUAUUGAUACCACAAACUGCCAACAUAUAUAUAUAUAUAUAUAUAUAUAUAUAUAUAUAUAGUUUUAGGGAAAAGAACCAAGUUUCAAGAACUCAUCAGUGAAAAUCCAUUGUCACAUAUAGAAAAAUUAAUAAGUAAAAUCACAAUAAAUAAGUAUAAUAUAAUACAAAGUAAAUAUCAUAAGAUAAUGAUAAUAAAACAACUACAUGUAUUUCAUAACCAAUUUUCAAAUAUAUGGUAGAAUAAUAAAAAGAAAGU